Molecule: messenger RNA, 588 nt
Organism: Neogale vison (American mink)
Lineage: Eukaryota; Metazoa; Chordata; Mammalia; Carnivora; Mustelidae
Product: keratin-associated protein 9-1-like
Exons: 1
Coding region: 1-588 (195 amino acids)
Cellular component (GO): keratin filament
Source: RefSeq, a predicted model, not a curated record
AUGUGCGGCUCGUGCUGUUCCCCUUGCUGCCAGCCUACGUGCUGCAGGACCAUCUGCUGCAGGACCACGUGCUGCCGGCCCAGCUGCUGCGGGUGUGGCGGUGGCUGUGGACAAAGCGGCUGCGGGUCCAGUUGCUGCGGGUCCUGCUGCUGCCAGCCCUGCUGCUGCUGCCGCCCAACGUGCUGUCAGACCACCUGCUGCAGGACCACGUGCUGCCGGCCCAGCUGCUGCGGGUGCGGCGGCGGCUGCGGACAAGGCGGCUGCGGACAAGGUGGCUGCGGGUCCAGCUGCUGCGGGUCCUGUUGCUGCCGCCCAACUUGCUGUCAGACCACCUGCUGCCGGCCCACGUGCUGCCGGCCCAGCUGCUGCGGGUGCCUUGGCGGGUGCGGCGGCGGCUGUGGACAAGGCGGCUGCGGCUGCGGCGGCUGCGGGUCCUGCUGCUGCCAGCCUUGCUGCUGCUACUGCCGCCCAACUUGCUGUCACACCACCUGCUGUAGGACCACCUGCUGCCGGCCCAGCUGCUGUGGGUGUGGCGGCGGCUGUGGACAAGGCGGCUGCGGGUCCGGCUGCUGCGGGUCCAGCUGCUGA